UGCAAAAAUCUUGGGACGUGGGUUUGCAGUUCUUCGAAGCAUCCUUGCGACCCAUCAAAGCUUUUGGAUUGUCUGGGCUCGUCUGGUCUGCGAAGAAAAGAAAAAACCAGAAAUGCCUAUUGAUUUCGCAGGGGCUGCUGUGGGAGCAGCAUUCGGCGAGCUGUUCUCGCUCGUUAACCACCUAGUGAAAACUGUUGCCGCAUUUCGUGGCCAGCUGAAGAAGAUCCAAACCACUUUGGGCAACAUAGAACCAAUCAUCAAGGACAUCGACAAGUUCAACAAUCUGCUGGACCGGAGUCCGGAAGAGUUGGCUCCGAUCAAGGUCCUAUUGGAGGAAGGCCAAGGACUGGUCAACAAGUGCUUGAAGAUCCACAAGCUCAACCUGUGCACGAAGUAUACACACUCGAGAAAGCUGACCGCCUUCAACGCGGCACUCCAGUUCCAGCUUUACAUACCGCUGCUAAAUGCGAGGGACGCGAAGGAGCUGUUAAUUUCCGUGCUGUCCAACGGCGGGGCCCUCCAGAGUGGGCUUGAGGCUUUUGGCAACCUUGCGGUCCCUGCGGCGCCCGAUUUCAUUGUUGGGUUGGAGGUGGAGGCGUCCUUGAGGCAGCUACAGGAGCAGUUGCUCGAGAAGGGAGCAUCUGUGAUCAUUGUGACCGCCCCAGGCGGGUGCGGGAAGACCACUCUGCUCAAGAAAUUAUGUCAUGAAGCGGCAAUUGAAGGCAAAUUUAAGGACAAAAUCAUGUUUGUUCCCGUCUCGAAGAAGCCCAACCUGACAGACAUUGUCCAGAAAAUGUAUCAACACAAUGGUUUCAAGGUACCCGAGAUUAAAUCAGAAGAGUUUGCAGUUCAUUGCAUGAAGCAACUGCUCAACAAAGUAGGCCAAGAUCCUGUCUUGCUUGUGCUGGACGAUGUCUGGAAAGAAUCGGAAUCCAUCAUUGACAAAUUUAUCUGCGAUGGAAUCAAAGAUUACAAGAUUGUGGUGACAUCAAGAUAUGAGUUUCCUCAUUUUCGUCCUGCCUAUCACCUGAACCCACUGACUCAUGACGAAGCCGUGGAACUUUUUCGUAUAUGCGUCACUGUUGAUGAUAGGAGCAUGGGUGCACCAGAUGCUAAGCUCCUGAAUCAGAUUGUGGAACACUGUAAGCGAUUGCCAUUGGUCAUUAAAGUCGUUGCCAAGUCUCUCCGAGGAAAGGAUUAUGCAUUCUGGAAAAAAAAGCUUCAUGAAUUGUCUGAAGGUCAUUCCCUUCUUGAUUUGGACAUCGAGAUUCUAGAUUGCCUCAGAAAGAGCUUGGACGACUUGGAUGGUGACCCUUCGAUCAAGGAACGUUUCAUGGACCUUGGCUCGUUUCCGGAGGAUUGUCGGAUCCCUGCUACAGCCCUUAUUGAUAUGUGGGUGGAAUUGUACAAGCUAGAUUUUGAUGGUGUGCAGGCCACUCCUGACCUCCAUGAACUCGAGUACAGGAACCUAGCUGAUCUCGUGUUUCCCAGGAGAGAUUCAAGGGACGACGAUGAAUCUUACCGUAGCCACUAUGUUAUGCAGCACGAUCUGCUCAGAGAGCUGGCUAUCAAGGAGUGCAAUCGAGGGGAAGUAGAGAAGAGAGAGAGACUCAUUCUAGACUUGAUGGGAAAUAACUUUCCCAACUGGUGGAGAGAGCAAAAGCAACAGCCUCUCCGUGCUCGUUUAGUGUCCAUCUCCACAGAUGGAAAUUUCUCAACACCCUGGCCGAAUCUCGAGUUGCCUGCAGCUGAGGCUCUUGUCUUGAACUUCCAGGCCAACAUGCAAACCAAAACCUACGCUUUGCCCGAAUUCAUUGCGAAGUCCCACAAGCUUAAGGCCCUGAUAGUAACAAACUACAGUUUCUUUCCCGCUGAGCUGGGCAAUUUCCAUGUCAUAGGGUCCAAUUUACGGAGGAUCAGGCUCGAGCGCAUAGCCGUUCCUUUCCUAAGCAUGGGAAACCUACGGUUGCACAGUUUGAAGAAGAUAUCCUUUUUCAUGUGCGACAUCAGUGAGGCUUCGAUGUCGAAUGGUGCCAAGAUCUCCGAUGCAAUGCCAAACUUAGUGGAGCUCGACAUCGACUAUUGCAAUGAUCUUGUGACAUUACCGGAUGACAUCUGUGAGAUAAAGCCUUUGCGGAAAUUUAGCAUCACAAACUGCCAUAACUUGUCCGCUCUCCCCGAACAAAUUGGGCAAUCGGCAUCCCUUGAAGUAAUCAGGCUUAACUCCUGCACAAACUUGUUGCGGUUACCGGACUCGAUUCGAAGCCUCCAAAACUUGAGAUUUCUCGAUAUAUCUGAUUGCCUGAAUCUAAGGGCCUUGCCUGACCAAAUUGGUCAAAUUGUUAAUCUCGAGAGGAUACACAUGAGAGGAUGUCUGAGGUUGUCUGGGUUGCCGGCGUCUAUCGUGAAGUUGAGGAACUUGAGGAAGGUGGUUUGUGAGGAAGACAAAGUCGCCAUGUGGAGGCCUCUUAAGGACACUCUCAACUGCUUGGAGAUAACUCUGUUUGAAGAAGAAGCCAACUUAGAUUGGCUAAAUGAUUAAGCUGGGGUAUUGACAUCUGCU
Molecule: messenger RNA, 2563 nt
Organism: Rhodamnia argentea
Lineage: Eukaryota; Viridiplantae; Streptophyta; Magnoliopsida; Myrtales; Myrtaceae
Product: probable disease resistance protein At5g66900
Exons: 6
Coding region: 113-2542 (809 amino acids)
Biological process (GO): defense response to fungus
Molecular function (GO): ADP binding
Source: RefSeq, a predicted model, not a curated record